AGCAAUUCGGGCUCAAGCAGUUUUGCUUCAAGCCGAUCGGCGUAGGCGCAUUGCCGCCAUGAGCCAGGCUGCACCCUUUAGAGAAGUGGAGCUUGCCGAGGUCGCAAACCCUGUUACAGAUGAGACUACGCCCAGUUCUUUGGCGUCAACUGGCUCUCUGCACCACACUGUUAGCUUCCGUCUUGCGAUGGUUAGCGUGACUGUCCUUUUGCCACUUGCCUUCGUCCUUGAAGUUCACAGGGCGUUGCCGAGGGCUCGAGAUUCUGGCCCCGGCUUCCAUGAAUCGCGUGCGAAGUACAUUUUGCAGAAUAUCGCCGCGAAGCCACAUGCUGCUUCCACCGUCGAGGAUGAUGCCGUGGCGCAUCAUCUGGAGAAAGAGAUGCGAGCGAUUGCAGCAGAGGCCGCUCUCCCCCAAAGGGUAUUCGUUGAGGUUCAGCAGUUCCCGCUUCGGUAUCGGCCUGGGAAGGCAACUAACAUAAUUGGUAUUGUGCGGAGCACAGGCGGCGAAAGUGUGAGCAAUCCGCUGGUUGCAGUUUCUGCGCAUUUUGACUCUGUACCCGCAGGCCCCGGAGCUACAGACGAUGGCGUGGGCGCUGCAGUAGUGGUAGAGGCAUUUCGAGUUUUCUCGCAAGAGGUUAUCGCAAGGCAAUCGGCGUGCGACGUGGCGUUCAUGUCUGCAAGGCUUUGCCAACUGCACCCCCCCCACCGCGUCCGAUAUGCAGUCAUGGCCCGCGGGCAUGCGGCUUUGAGAAGUGCGCAGAGUACGUGUUAGUGCACUUGGGCUUCGCAGCCUGGUUGUCCCACAUCGGGUCUCGCGGCUUGGUCGAUGCCGAAGAGGAUGGCCUGUACGGCAGUGCAUUUUUCAUGGAAGGCGCGUAUGGCAAUCGUUUGCGAGUCGUCUUCAACUUGGAGGGCUCUGGGGCAGCAACGCAGGAAUAUCUUGUCCGCACCAACAGCAAAUGGAUUGCAAGCCUUUAUGCGCGACAUGCGAUGCAUCCCGCGGCAUUUUCCAUCAGCGAGACGCUGUUUGGCAUUUUCGGGGGAGGCUGCACAGACGUGGAGAACUACGUCUACGAAGGCGCGCACGUUGCGGAUUUCGUAUUCAUCGAGCAUCGUUACGUUUACCAUACGCGUGACGACUCCAUCGAAAACGUGGCCGACGGGGCUCUGCAGCACGCGGGCGACAAUGUAGUGGCUAUGCUUCGCAGAGCUGCCGAGCUACCUCUGCCAAUGCGGCUCGCUAAUCACACGUAUGACCUCGUCUCCGCCCCGAUCGUUUCUGGGCAGAUUUAUUUUACCAUACUGCGUUGUUUUGUUUGGUGUUCUUCUGUUUCAAGUGUCGCCGCCAUAGUACUAGCGCUGGCAGGCAUUGCCGCAGUUUCGUUAAUCGUGCCGCGGCGCGGUUCUGUCAGCGCGUGCGUUCAGGAGGCCGGAUGGUUCUGCCUCUUUCUCGUGGCGGGUCUGACCCUCCAGGUGAGUACAGCCGAACUUCUCAUCGGGACCCAGGAUAUCCGGGUGUGGCAAGGGAAGAGUAAUGCUUUCCGGGUUUGGCACCCGAGUGCCUGGACGUUGGCUACCCUUGCCUUGGCCCUCCAGGUCCGCAGUUUGGAUGUCACAGCAUGCGCGGGAGGCUGCACGGUGUUGGCGAUUCUGCUCAACUUCAUCGUCGUGUUGCUGAUCCCCGACAUGUGCGCGUCGACUGUUUGGCUGCUGAUUCCAGCUCUCGUGCGACAUGCUGGCGCGUCAAGUAAGUUUCUUGCAACCCCCCUCUGCCACCACAUCUGUGUUGCCUUCGCCAUGACACUCGCACUCGACAAUCUACUGUCCUGGGUCCCAGGGUUCCUUUAUUUAAUCCAUGAGCAGGAUGCGGAGCAGCACGCCCACGCUGGUGCCGCAGAUCCUCGUCAGCACCAUCACAGCCUUUGCAGCUAUUCUCGUCUGGCCUCUCUUGGCCGCCUUGGGCCGGCCAGGGGCCAGGCCGCUGGCUGCUGUGGCGGCGCUCUCUGCCGUGGCCUGUUGCCUGGGAGAGCUCUGGCCUCGGGACCUCGGCGGCCGCCCUUAUCCAGUAUAGGAGCGUCGGCCGGGCUCCAGGGUCGGCUGGCAGGGCCUCGCAGUGGGGACGCCGCUGGGGCUGGUGGCCCAUGCUCAUGUCGCAGGUGCUUCUGCGGCAAGUCGGUCCGAUCCCCGCAAAGAGCUCACACCCAUAGCGUGUUCAUCCAUCUUGCUUCUUCCUCACUGCAUACAGAGAUGGCAUUUGAGUCUGGCAUUAAGUGGGGCGCGGGGCAGCACGAACCCCUGCCAGCCCAGACAGGGAGUGCACCUCCCGCGAGGAUGCCGCGACUGCUUGUAGUGAUCCUUGUUAUCAUCUUCAAGGAGGUCCUGCACUAACUUGAACGUGUGCUCCAUUGAGUUCUGUUAUACAAACGAUGACAACAAAUCUUCGGUGUUCCGCGGGGUCCGCCACCAUCCUGCCCUGGACUCCUGGACCAUCCUCAUUCGGCUUGCGAUUUUCGACAGCAUUUCUGAGACGGCUGCUCGUUGUUACGACGUUCCGGCUGGCCAGCGACAUGCGGUUCGUCCAUCACAGUUGACGCCCUGGACUCCUUUGCCAGACAGGCCUCGCUCGUAAUCCAGGCGGCCCUUUGGUCCGCGGACCCUGGCUGCUCUGGACCUUGCCCGGAGCUGGCUGGUCGCCGGCCCCCUCUCCCAUGGCCUCCAUAAGCUCGAAUCGACGACCUCGAGUCGCGGGGUCUCCGAGGACGUCAGCCGUGUGGCCAAGGGCCGAUCCACC
Messenger RNA from Prorocentrum cordatum, 2791 nucleotides. The record is from the annotation of a GenBank genome assembly. NCBI's taxonomy places the organism in Eukaryota, Dinophyceae, Prorocentrales, Prorocentraceae.